Spodoptera litura is the source of this 1134-nucleotide messenger RNA. Lineage: Eukaryota; Metazoa; Arthropoda; Insecta; Lepidoptera; Noctuidae. The record is from RefSeq and is a predicted model, not a curated record.
AUGUUGUUAGUGGUUGUGCUUCUGUGGCAAAUUUACAGAAUCCAGUCGGUGAAGCUAGACGUGUUAGACUGUGGGAUAGACCAUGCGCUGGAUGUCGUCGAAGGCGAUUUGGAUGUGUCGCACUAUCCUUGGGUCGGAGUACUGUUCUAUAGCUACUUUGGUGAAGAGGGUGACAGUCGAUCAGUGACUACAGUCGUCCUAAUUCAGAGCGAGUUUGUGAUCGCCGCGGCCGCCGAUAUAGGUCCUAUGCCAAAACACAACUUUAGAAAAAACUCGCGCGUAUUACUGGGAGAGGGUUGGGACCGGCCAGGUCGCCGUGUGCGCAACUAUGUGCUUCAUCCAGAGUACGAGGAGACUUACAAUACGGUGGCGCUAGUGCAGCUCAGCACCCCUGUGAGAAAUAUUAACAUCCGACCAGUGUGCCCGCCUCCUAAUUUGUUGAGGAAUCCAACUUUUUAUGUCAUUAAAAUGAAAGAAGAUAUAGAAGUUCUAAGUAAAGAAGUAAUAAGAGUACUGCACAUUCCUGGAAAAAUGUGUAAAGAGUUCUAUGUCGCAGCCAAUUUGUACAGUAAGAAGAUGCGUCCCCCGCACGUGGCGUGCGCGGUGUCGCUGCAGCCGGGCGGGGUGUGCGUGUGGGGGGCCGGCGGCCCGCUCGUGGCGCGCGACGUCUGGGGGCGCUGGAUGCUGUUAGGGUUGGGUGUGAGAGGCCCAGGGUGCGGCGCGCCGUCUCGCUACUUGGACAUGAUGAGCUACUACCCUUGGGUCGAGAAGAGUCUGGACGGGUUCAAUAAGAUCACCAUCUCUAAGAUAUCCAAGCAGAAAUAUGUAUUGCGUUCUAGCCACAACUACCAAAGAUUCGGUAAUUGCGACGCCGAAGAGAAAACCCACUUGGCGUUCCGAGAAACUAUUGUAUUGAGGACGGACAACAGUCAAUAUCAGUAUUUGACGUACAAUAUAACUCUGUUGGAUAAUGUGGAGUACACCUGCAUGACGAUGGAGCUAGUCAAUGCGUCUGCCGUCUCCGAAAUGAGGAUCAAACAUUUCUGCAACCGGGUGAACUUUGGAGCACCAUGCUAUUUUUAUAGAGGUAUGUUCGUGAAUACAUUCAGAGCCUUUAGCCAAACGCCACUUUAG